Penicillium angulare is the source of this 897-nucleotide messenger RNA. Its product is annotated as general substrate transporter. Bases 1 to 897 code for a protein of 298 amino acids. Gene Ontology annotation, cellular component: membrane. Gene Ontology annotation, biological process: carbohydrate transport; transmembrane transport. Gene Ontology annotation, molecular function: carbohydrate:proton symporter activity. The transcript is spliced from 2 exons. Lineage: Eukaryota; Fungi; Ascomycota; Eurotiomycetes; Eurotiales; Aspergillaceae. The record is from RefSeq and is a predicted model, not a curated record.
AUGAUAUCUGGCCAGGCGUUGGGUGUCUUCAUUGUGUACGGAUGCUCAAUCCAUGUUGCACCCACAAAGGAUUUACAGUUUCAGAUUCCUUGGUUCACUCAGACAUUUGCGCCUGCAAUAAGUAUUCACGACCAAUCCCUUGCCACCUUAGCCCAGCUUCGUGGGUCCCCGGCCGACUCUGACAUGGUGGCCACCGAAUUCCAUAGCAUGGCAUCCCACAUUGGAGACAAGGAAGCUGGCCUUGGGAAUAACAGCAGUUUAAAAAUCAUCAAGGAGGCAUUUUUGGUAAAUUCCAAUCUACGACGGGUACAAUUAACAAUCAUCAUCUAUAUCCUGGCACAAAUGUCUGGGGCAAAUGCAAUCACCAAAUAUUUACCAACAAUAUUUGGCUUGAUUGAAAUCACAAAUUCAGAUGUGAAGGUAUACUCAACAGGUCUCUAUACUGUCACAAAAUUGAUUUGCUGUGUUGUUGCAUCGCUCUUUUUCAUCGACCUUGUUGGACGCCGAAAAUCUCACAUGAUUGGCAUAUCGGUUCAAAUUACCUGCCACUCCUAUAUAGCCGGCUACAUCAACAUUUAUCAAACCCAUAAAGACGAUAUGAGCAAAGGUUCUACGGAUGCAGCACCAGCGUUUGUUUACAUCCACGCGUUUGGGUGGGCCAUAGUUCUAUAUAGCUUGCCCUAUCUAUUCGGCGCUGAACUAUGGCCUAACAAAAUCCGAUCAUUUGGUGGAGAAUUAUCCCAAUGUUUCCAUUGGAUCUUUUACUUUGCUAUUAAAGAAGCGACCCCCUCGAUGCUCAACAGUCUUCAUCAAUGGGGAGCGUUUUUUUGUUUAUUGGCUUCUGCAUGUCGGCGCUGCUAUACGCUUAUUUUAUGGUUCCUGAAACUGCCGGAAUGA